CACGUUCUUGACUUCAUUACAACUUUGCAUAUCCUGCUGGAAACAUAACGAUGCACGAUGCAUACGUACUUUCCAGUGGUGGUGUUUCAGUGUUGGCCAAAAUAGGACUGCUCACGAUCCCUGGAGAACUUCGCAACCGGAUAUACGAAGCCCUACUUUGCUGCGAUCCACCCGUCGAUAACGACAGCUUGCCUCGGCUUGUGCCUCGAAGCAACUCCGAUAAUGUCUCGGCUCCUACCCAUCCCAGUUACUGGGCCGGCUUCCAAAGGCAAGCGUAUGGUCUCACACAGUGCUGUCGUCAGGUCCGGAAGGAGCUCCUUCCCAUGUACAGAGAGAACACUAAAAUACGCAUCGAUAUUUGGGACCUGAAAAAUUAUCUUGCCAAAGUCAUCCAACCUGCCACCACCGCCGAUCCUGAGCUACUUUACGGGAACAUCAGUAUCGAUGUUACAUCUCCAUGCAGAAUCGAUCUCCAGGAUCUGCUGCUGUCACACAAUUGCGCGCCGCAUCUUCAUCUUGAAUUCACGCACCCAGAGCGGGAAAGCGACAUGAUGUCCAUCUUACUCGAUGCUGAUCGUUGGCCGCAGUUUCAUGCCUAUAUCUCAGAGAGAACUACGCAGGUCGUAGUCGAUAUAGAUUUUGACGACUUUAUUGCUGUCUGUGGCAGCAUGGACUCGGAUGACGAUCAAGAGCCAUGGCCUUACCCGCUGACUCAAGGUUGUGUGCUGCAUGUGAAACGGGAGUUUGCUGAGGAGUGGAUGCGCGAGCCGCUUGUUUUCGAGAAGUACCGAGCUGAGAUGGGUGACUGGGAGAUUGCGCUGGGAUUGACGGGGCGGAAGAAGAUCAGGUGUCCGUUCAGGCCACAGGUGGAGAUAGGAACAGUUGCUUCCUGAUGCUUACUGCUUGCUGCUGGCUGCUUUUAAACGAAAAGCCUUCAUUGUUGCUUCCGUUGAGCAAUAAGAUAUAGAAUUUAACGGUAGUCAACUGGUUCUCUAAACCCUGCAGGAAGCUACCAGUAUAUAUACUAUCGCAUUCGUAUCAAGGCGAUCUGUACCUAUGGACAAGCACCUGUAGAACUUUACCAACCUCCAACAGGUCCUCGAGUACACGCUCCUCUAUACAAGACGACAUCGUGUCUAGGUUGGACAAGUUGAGUACUCGCUUGGGAAGCGAACACUAG
Boeremia exigua is the source of this 1180-nucleotide messenger RNA. RefSeq lists its product as uncharacterized. The transcript has 2 exons. The record is from RefSeq and is a predicted model, not a curated record. Lineage: Eukaryota; Fungi; Ascomycota; Dothideomycetes; Pleosporales; Didymellaceae. The coding region runs from base 51 to 893 and encodes 280 amino acids.